AUGACUUCCACACUCCUCAGCAGCCAGAUCAAUGGCUCCGAUGGGGCUACAAAGGGCACCAACGGGGUCGCCGCCCAUCUUCCCAAGAGCAAGCGUUUUUCCGACAUCCCACCAACCAUCGACAUUCCGAUGCAAGAUGACGUCGAGGUCGAGAUUGACCUGCAAGUCCUGCCCGACGACCCGACCGAGCUCUGCUCCGUUUUCGAGAACGAACAAUCUCCCCGAGAAUAUUGGAUGACGGUGGCGAUGGCCUAUGCGAAACAGAACAAGAUCGACUUUGCGAUUGAGAUGCUGGCGCGUGGUGCCAAUGUCUUGCAGGCCAAUCCGCGUGAGAAGCUCAGCAUCAUCACUUGCGUCUGUUGGCUGUAUUUAUGGAAAAGCAGAGACGCGCCAAGAGUGGCCCCCGAGGGCGCGCUGGCCUCGGAGACGAAGACAAAGGAGUACUAUCUUCAGCAGGCCACCCAGAGCCUCAACGACGCCUCGCGCAUCAACCCGGCUUUCCCGCCUCUUUUCCUCGCCCGUGGCGUCCUAAUCCUCCUCAAGGCCUCGCUUCAAACAUCUUCUAAGGCCCCUGGCGCGGUGGAUUCGAACAAGGGAGAGCAGCUGCGAAACGCUCUCAAGUCGUUUGAGGAGGCCGUCCGCGUUUCGCAAGGGAAGAAUAUGUUGGCCGUCCUAGGCAAAGCGCGCGCGCUCUUCUCUCUCGGGAAGUAUCCAGAGGCCUUGGCCUCGUACCAAGAAGUUGUCACCAAGAUGCCCGAGUUCGUCGACCCGGAUCCGCGCCUCGGCAUUGGCUGCUGCUUUUGGCAAUUGGGUUUUAAGGACGACGCCAAGAUUGCCUGGGAACGCUGCGUCGAGAUCAACCCCGACUCUAAGCACGCAAACAUUCUUCUCGGCCUCUACCAUUUAGAUGCGAGUGGCCAUGUGCCGACCAAUAGCCCAGAGUUCAUCAGGUUGUACAAGAAGGCCAUGACCGAGUACACACAGAAGUCGUUUAAGCUCGACAAGAACCUCCCACUCACAUGCGCCACCUUCGCCGGCUACUUCCUUUCUCGCAAGCAAUUUGGGAAUGUCGACUCUCUUGCCCAUAAGGCCAUCCAAUACACCGAUGUCAACGCUAUUGCCAGCGACGGUUGGUAUCUCCUCGCUAGAAAGGAGCACUACGAUGGUGCGUUGGAGCGCGCGAGGGACUACUACCGUCGUGCCGACGAUGCCAGGGGCGGCAAUGACCGCGGCUACCUGCCCGCCAAAUUUGGUGUUGCGCAGCUUUCGGUGCUGAAGAAUGAUCUCGGCGAGGCGAAGCUCUUGCUGGACAAGAUGAUUCAGAAUGCCAAGAAUUACGAGGCCAUGAUCCUGCUGGGCACGCUGUAUGCUGAAGAGGUGUUUACCAACCAGUCAGCGACCGUCAAGGAGGACAAGAGCGCCGAGGCCAAGAAAGCUAUUGGUCUCUUGGAGAGCGUGCGCAUUGCCUGGAAAGACCCCAAGAAGAAUCUAUCGCCUGAUGCUUCUGUGCUCCUCAACCUCGCGCGCCUGUACGAGAAUGAGAACCCGGACAAGGCGCUGCUGUGCCUCCAGCAGGUGGAGCAGUUGGAGAUUGACCAAGUCCCCCAGUCUGAGUAUCCUGCGGAUGCUCAAGACGAGGCUGCGACCCGUGCUGCCCUUCGAAAACUCCUUCCGCCACAGCUGCUUAACAACAUCGGCUGCUUCUACUCUCAGGAUGGGAAGCACCCGCUGGCUACCCAGUUUUUCCAAGCCGCCCUCGAUUCUUGUGCCCGCAUCAGCCAGACGGAGAAUGAUCUGGACAUCGAUGCGCUCCUGACGACUAUCUCCUUCAAUCUCGGUCGGAGCUACGAAUCGGAAGGCGAUGUUGACAAGGCGGUUGAGACAUAUGAGCAGUUGCUGAGCCGCCACAGUGACUACACCGACGCGCAGACAAGGCUGGCUUACAUCAAGCUGCGCAGGAACCCCACCAAGGAGGGCCCCGAUGCUGUAGCAAAGUUGUACCAGGAGAACCCGUCCGACAUUGAGGUCCGCUCGCUAUACGGCUGGUUCCUAAGCCGGGUGAACCUCAAGAAGAGGCCAGCCAACAUCGCAGAGGACCCCGAGCAGCGCCAUUACAAGCACACUUUACAGAAUUACGACAAGCACGACCGCUACGCCCUCGUCGGCAUGGGUAACCUCCACCUCAUGUCUGCGCGUGAGAUGCGUCGCGAGACCGAGCAGGAUAAGCAGAAGCGGAGCGCCGCUUACAACCGCGCGGUUGAGUUCUUUGACAAAGCCCUUCAACUGGAUCCCAAGAAUGCAUAUGCCGCUCAGGGUGUGGCUAUCGCUCUUGUGGAGGACAGGAAGGACUACAAGAACGCCCUGCAGAUCUUCCUCAAGGUUCGCGAGACUAUCCAGGAUCCUCAUGUGUAUGUCAACCUGGGCCACAUUUACGUCGAGCUGCGCCAGUUCAGCAAAGCCAUUGAGAGCUACGAGAUGGCUCUCUCCAAGGAGGGCAAAGCGAACGAUGCAGGCAUCAUCUCGUGCCUCGGCCGGACCUGGCUCAACAAGGGCCGCGCGGAGAAGAACCUUGAGGCGUAUAAGAUGGCCCUUGAGCACGCUAAGAAGGCUCUUUCCAUUGCCCCGGAGCAGCUACACUUCAAGUUCAACAUCGCCUUUGUGCAAAUCCAGCUCGCUCUCACUCUACACUCCAUGCGUGACAGCGAGCGCACCUCGUUCCAGCUCGAGGAGGCCGCCGAGGGUCUCGAGUCCGCCAUCAAGGCGCUCGACGAGAUUGCCGCGUCCCCCUCGCCGCCGUACCCAAAGCACGACAUCGAGCAGCGCGCAAACAUGGCGCGCAACACACAGCGCAAGCAACUCGAACGUGCCCUGGCCAGCCAGCGCGAGUACGAGGCCAAGAACAAAGAGAAGCUCGCGGCCGCACUUGAACAGCGCCAAGCCGAGCUCCGCCGUCGUGAGGCCGAGCGCCGCAAGGUAGAAGAAGCCGAACGCGAGCGCCAGGAGAAGAUCCGCAAGGAACGCGAGGAAAUCGCCGUGCGCGACCGCGCCCUAGCCGAGCAGCGCGCCGAAGAUGACCGCGCCCGCAUCGCGGCCGAGAUGACGACCGACAGCGAGACGGGUGAGAAAGUCAAGCGCAAGAAGCGCGCCGCCGCUUCACGUCGCGACCGCGAUUCCCGCUCCGGCGAGCCCGCCUCCAAGCGAAGCCGCAAGAAGAAGGCCGCAUCAUCCCCAGCCGGCUCGGACGCCGAGGAUUCCGACGCCGGCGGUGGCGGUGGUGGUGGUGCCGCUCGCAGCCGCAGCAAGCGCCCGCCCAAGAAGAAGCAACGCCUAGCGACCAAGAAGGAGAACUCCAAGUUCAAGUCUGCCGAGAUCGUCGUCGACAGCGACGAUAGCGACGACAACGAGGGCGACUAUCGCGGCAGAAGUGGAGCCGAUGACGACGACGACGAUCCGCUGGAGCGUGCCGAGCGCGCAUUGGAACGCUCGGCGCGCCGCAGCCGGAGCCGCACUGCGGCGUCGGGCACGGGAGAGGAGGAGAGCGGGGCUGAGAGACGGCCGAGACAGCUGCAGCGGAGGAGACUGCAGCGACGCAGGUCGGCGUCGUCUAGGAAUACUGAGGCCAGUGCUGGAGGGGAUGAGGAUCGCAUGGAUGUUGAUGCGGGCAGUGAGAAGGGGGGCGGGGAUGAUGAUGAGGAAGAGACGGUGGCCAGGCGACCGCAGAAUAAGAGGUCGCGCCGUGGGAGGAUUCUGGAUGAGAGUGAUGAGGAAGAGGAGGCGGCUACUGGUGGUGGUGAUGCGCCUACUCCUGGUGUUGAGGAGGAGGGUGUUAAAGGUGAUACGAGCAUGGUGGAUGCGAAUGAUGACGAGUGA
This is a messenger RNA of Dichotomopilus funicola, 3870 nucleotides long. RefSeq lists its product as uncharacterized. The record is from RefSeq and is a predicted model, not a curated record. The coding region runs from base 1 to 3870 and encodes 1289 amino acids. The transcript is spliced from 2 exons. Gene Ontology annotation, molecular function: RNA polymerase II complex binding. Gene Ontology annotation, biological process: regulation of DNA-templated transcription; transcription elongation by RNA polymerase II. Gene Ontology annotation, cellular component: Cdc73/Paf1 complex. Lineage: Eukaryota; Fungi; Ascomycota; Sordariomycetes; Sordariales; Chaetomiaceae.